AUGUCAAUACUUGAAUUGAGUUUUAAUCAAGAUAAUAUGACACAUUUGGAACUCUACUUAAAUAAUAUUCGAAAAUUAAUUCAUUGUAUAUGGACAUUAUCUUGUAUAAUUGAAGCUGGUCGAAUAUCACUUAGCGGUAAAAUAAAAGAUAAUUUUGAAAAAUUCUUUUUUUCGAUCUUUUAAUUUUAAAUGAUUGUAUAACACGUGACCAUUUUUCUACAAUACCAAUUGAUUUUGAACAAAAACCAAUCUUAAUUCAAUCAUUAAAUGAACGAGAUGUUAUUGUAAAUAAAAAUAAAGAUAAAUUAAUUUUUCUUAAUUCAUUGUUUAGGUAUUUCUAUUUUUAAGUGCACAACAAAGUGUACAUUCAUAUGAAGGAGAAUCAACAUUACAUCCAUAUUUACUUUAUUGAUCAAUAAAUUUAUGUACACAAAAUCAAAAAUAUUGGUGGCAAACAGCAAUUGAACAAAUGUAAAAUGUAUUUUGUGAAGAAAAAGUUUAUUAGUUUUUGCUUUUAAGUCCUUGGUUGGAAUUUAUCGAUAAUCUUGCAACAAUUCAUCUUGAUGAAGAAAGAAUUAAUCAUUAUCUACCACAAAUAAUUAUACUUCAAACUGCAAAAAUUCUUUUUCAAACAGUACAACUAAUCAUUGAUUAUUCAUCAUAUUUAUUUUAUUAUUAAAUUUUGAUUGAAUAUGAACAUUUUGUGCCUAUAUUUAUCGCCUCUUUUUCUUUUUUUCUACUUUUCAGUCUCAUCUUGUUUUCAAGAUCAAAUUAAUCUUUUUUAUGUUCUAUUUCUAAUCAAAUGAACUAACUAAUGUAACAAAGAACCAACAAAAAAAGAAGAACCUGUUUAUCACAAAAAAAUAAUAAAAAUGUCUUUACCCAACACUCUAAAAAAGAAAGGUACUUUACGAAACCAAAAAAGGAUCUGACUGCGGGCACAGCCACGGAACCUUUGCUGGUUUCGCAAGAAGAAGGUUUCGUAUGAAACUUUUUCUUGGUGAAUGGGAAAGAUGGUUCCGUACACAAGGUUCAGUACGAAACCUUUACCGGAAAAGUCUAAAAGGUUUCGCACAAAAGGUUCAGUACCAAACCUUUAUAGGAAAAAGCCAAAAAGGUUUCGUAGAAAAGGUUCAGUACAAAACCUUUCCAAAAUGAUGUUCAAAAGGCUUCGUACAAAUGGUUUCGUACGAAUCUUCCAAGGUAUUUACAUCUAAUGAGGUUGCGCGUGGAAAUGAUAAUUCGGUUUUGAGUUGAGCCUCUCUGCAAAAGGUAGUUAUCGGUGAGAUGAGAAAAAUUCCCGACGGAUGCCUUGCAUUAGCUCUUCUCUAGAGGAUUAUCCCUAUGUUACUAGAAUUUUAGUUGAAUGCUAACGAAGAAUCCUAUUUAGAUGUGAAUUUGAUUUUAAGUUCGAGCCAUUAGUAUCAGAUAGAUGUGAGACAAGUAUGAAAACCUCCAAAUGAACGAAGGCUCAUAAGUCUUCUCUCGAAAGUUAUAGCUAUUUUCUUUGAAUUUCAACCUAUAGUGCCGUAGAUAUCGGUAAGUGGAAGGAGAUUAUUUCUAUUUAAGAAUUUCUCCACGAAGCAGUUUAUUGAUGAGG
Molecule: messenger RNA, 1600 nt
Organism: Rotaria sp. Silwood1
Lineage: Eukaryota; Metazoa; Rotifera; Eurotatoria; Philodinida; Philodinidae
Source: the annotation of a GenBank genome assembly